UUUCGAUCUCUGCUUUUUGUCGUCGCGUUUGGAACUGGUGGUACCAAAACCUCCUCGACUCUUGACUUGUGAAAGGGUUGCAUUCCUCUGGAUUAGGAAUAAGUUCUAGUCCCCUGUAUUUAGAAUGAUGCUCGCACAAAAAUGGCUGUGUGUGCACGUCUUUUGGGCGCUUUCCUGCCUCUUGUCGGAUGCGUUUGUCCCGGGGCAGCGCAGAUCGACCGUGUUGUCUCAGCGGACGCUGGAAAGGCCGAGCAGAUUUCAUCGCCCUGGCGGUAGCCUGCUCGAAAAUACCUUUGGCGGCGAAAUGGAGAUAGAGAAAGACACGAAGCAGCAAAAGCUGCCUUUUUCCGACAGGGAAAUGACGGUACUAACACAUAUUGCCGAUCCCGUUCCCGUCACGGAAGAGCAAUUUCGGCAGGACGAAGAAUACAUGCUUAGCGCUAUUCUCGAGGCUGAAACAGCUGGAGGAGAACGUGGUGUUGCGUCGGCGUUCCCCAAGCCGACUGUCGGUGCUGUUCUGGUGGCCGACGACGGACGUAUCCUCGGAAAGGCACGGAGUGAUUUUAGAAACGAUGCCGUUCGGGCUGCGAUUGCACAGGCGGGUCUUGAAGUAACACCAUUAUCUGAGUGGUGCGUCUCCUGGCCUUCCUCGGAACAGCUACGAAAAGAUCUGGAAACCAGUACUUUGUACGUGACCUUGGAACCAUCGUCCGAGCGGGAAGGUACGGCCCUUCCUCCUAUAACACAGCUGAUCGAGCUCGUUGGUAUUCCUCGUGUCGUCAUUGGAUGUGCCGACCCGAUCCAGGAACGACAUUCCAAGGGUGCCGCCGCCUUGCACUCUGCGGGCAUCGAAGUCCGCAUGGGAUCGGUAUUGGAAGAAGAGUGCGAAAAUCUGAUCGUGGCCUAUGCUCAGCUCGCGAACAGCAAGCUCCAUAAAAUGGCACGCACACAUUUCAACUUGUUUGGACGACCUCUCGGAUUUUUACACUGUUCGGUGGUGGAUUCGGACAAUAUCGAAGCGUUUGCUCGUCAGGGUAACGCUUUCGGUACCAAGUUCGGUGGCCAGAAUCUGAGUUUCCGGAAGUUUGGAGCAUACGAAAUCGCUCCGCCUCCCGAAGUCAUCUGGGCUGAUGAUGGCGACGAUGAUGACUUUGACGACGAAGAAUUUUUGUCGGUCGAAUUCGAAGAUGAGGACUUUCAGGGAGACAUGAGUGGAACUCCGAUGAUGCCAUGGUACGAGCAAGCCGACGCGGUAGUAGCAACGUUCCCCAAACAAGGGAACGGUCCCAGCGAUGAUGGUUCCUUGGCUGCUCGUUUGAGUGGGUUAAAAUGGUUGGCGACGCACGGAUGUGAUCUCCCCGCCGGCGUGGAGCGUAUCGUUGUCAUGGACGCCACCGAUCUGAAAGAACUCCCACUGAAAAAUGGUGGACCGGAUUUACCGAACCACGUGGAUAUUGAAAAGUUUUGGCGAGCUAACCACCGCAAGCCUACCCGUGUAUUGUUGCGUCGGGGAAACGAAGCUCAGGCUCGAGCUGCUGCCGAUGCUGCAGCUGCAGCGGCUAAAGCAGCCGCCGAAGCGGCCGCAGCGGCGGCGGCCGCCAUCGAGACCGGAGAUGCGGCCAAGGCAGCGGAAGCAGCAAUUCAAUGGCAAAAGAAUGCGGAGGAGUCUACAAAGCAAAUUCAGGAUGAACUUCUUAAAUCACAAGCUUUGAAACGUAACCUGGAGGAAAUGGGUGUUAUUGUCGAAUUGCUGGACGGAAGCGAACCGAUCGAUGUCAUGAAACAUUUAGGCGAGCGCAGUGGUCUGCACACAAUUGUAUGGAGAGCGGGCUGCUGGGGUGAGCGCGGAGUACAAUCUAUUUUGGCGGGUGCUUUUCAAUGGGUAUCGGCUCACUUGGCUGUUGAUGCGGUGGGCGGAAAGUUCUGGCAGCUCAUGUUGGCGGAGAAUGCGGUCCAAGCGGCAUGCGGACCCGAACGCAAAGUCAAAGUUUUUGCCGACCAAGAGGACAUUUCUCUGGAGUACUGCGAUGAGCCUGCGGCUGACAGCGACUGUAGUAUGACAAUUAACGGACGUCCAGUGCGGCAUAUUCGACUAGAUUGCCGUGUAGCAUUGGUCGACUCCAAUCGGCCUCGUGAAUUUGUCAUUGCCAAGACGAAAAAGUUGGACCGCAAAAUUAUCGAAGAAGACGCGCCUUGGUUUCUUUAAGCUGAGGGCGUCAAUAGUUGAGCGUAUAGAUGUGCAAUAGACAAAAGCAUGCCACAUCAAAAUACUUAAUUUUACGUUCCAG
Phaeodactylum tricornutum CCAP 1055/1 is the source of this 2288-nucleotide messenger RNA. RefSeq lists its product with no specific name. The transcript is spliced from 3 exons. NCBI's taxonomy places the organism in Eukaryota, Bacillariophyta, Bacillariophyceae, Surirellales, Neidiaceae. Bases 125 to 2206 code for a protein of 693 amino acids. The record is from RefSeq and is a predicted model, not a curated record. Gene Ontology annotation, molecular function: diaminohydroxyphosphoribosylaminopyrimidine deaminase activity.